UUAAAGAAGCAGAUUUCCUCCACAGUGGCUCUCAGUUCUGUCUUAAGCUUCCUAAACACUAAUGAAAGUGGCCGCAUAUUGUCGGCUGUGGACAGAUGGUUUGUGUCUUGAUUAAGUUUUAAUUUUGCUGAUCCCACAGUGUUCACAGAACACCUCGUCUCUCACAUCCCGAGAUAUGACUCUGGGGAGAAGAGCUUAAGUCUUGUCUCUCGGCUGGGGUGUUAUUUCGCAGCAGGCGGGAGCUGUGAUCAUCUUUAUUUUUGUUCAUCUUGUAAAUUGAAGCUGAAAAAUGAACUACAGAUUCACGUCUGCUUCAAAUUUGGGACACGUUUGACAUGAACCCAGGUACUAAUGGGGACUUCAACAUCUGCUUAAAUACCAUCAGCACAGAAGACACUGGCAGGAUGCAGGUGCACUUUGGACUGACAUGGACGUUGUUACACUGGGGCCUCUUCGUCAUCUGUGUGGUCGGAUUCUGCAGCCAGCGGGUGUCCGCUGGCAACCAAAGCUCCCGAGGACAAAUGGGGUCAUCGCAGGAGAGGACAGGCACAUGCGAAGUGGUCGCCGCUCAUCGUUGCUGCAAUAAGAACAAGAUUGAAGAACACUCUCAAACAGUCAAGUGCUCCUGCUUUCCAGGACAGGUUGCAGGGACAACAAGGGCUCUGCCCUCCUGCGUGGAAGCCUCCAUUGUGCGUCAGAAGUGGUGGUGCAAAAUGGAGCCGUGUCUGGAAGAGGAGGAGUGCAGAGUUCUCCCUGAUCUGACUGGCUGGUCAUGCAUCACUGGGAACAAAGUAAAGACCACUAAGGUGGCGCGGUAGCAAGAGGAAGUCGUCUCGACCUGAAGUGGUCAGAGGUACAAAAUUCAGAAGACUGUGAACGAACUGGCAGACAGAAGAAAUGAUAGAUCUAAUUAAUAUAUCUUCUCAUGUUCAUUUCCUUCAGUUUGGAUGCUAUAAGUAUUUGUAGUACUUUGACAGUUUGAAGAGAAAUAACUUG
Thalassophryne amazonica is the source of this 996-nucleotide messenger RNA. RefSeq names its product chemokine-like protein TAFA-4. The record is from RefSeq and is a predicted model, not a curated record. NCBI's taxonomy places the organism in Eukaryota, Metazoa, Chordata, Actinopteri, Batrachoidiformes, Batrachoididae. Bases 336 to 818 code for a protein of 160 amino acids. The transcript is spliced from 5 exons. Gene Ontology annotation, molecular function: receptor ligand activity.